AUGAAAGCGAACGCAGAGCGGGUUGGUCCGGCGGUGCCAUCCAAACGUUUGGUGGUUGGACGCGCCGCCUGGUGGAUAGCCAAGCCGCGAGCUCGUCCACCUGCGCCACUCACGCUAAUGGCGGCUAUUCGCGAAGAGGAGUCGGCAGCGCGAAAAUUGUCAUUUGCCGACGCAGUUAAGGAUUUGCUGCAAAACCUGUCAUUUCAUUGUUAUGGCAAAUUAGUUGAGCACGGACGUGGCAUUCAGGAGCGAUUCUUCUGGCUUAUCUGCCACAUAACUGCCCUGACUAUGCUAAUUGCUUUCGUGUGGGGCACGUACAAGGAUGCGGCGGAUGAGCUGGUCACCACGCUGUACGAUCCAUUGUAUGCAGUCAGCAAAGUGCCCCUGCCCGCCGUUACGAUAUGCUCCCAGAAUCGGCUAUCCAGGCGCGCCGUCUGGCGUUACGCACAGGAGCUCAGCAGCAAGGAUCCAAGAAAACGCAACGCCACUUAUUUCUAUACGGAGCUGCGUGCCUUUAGCCUGUACUACGGCAUCGAUGAGAAUAUCGACGAUGAGCGUAUUUUGCGGCUGCAGAGUUUGCUGGAUCAGCUGGAUACCAGGCCGCAUGACUUGUUUUUCAAUCCGAAGGAACGGUUGCGCAUUCUAACGCCGAAAUGCAGUGACAUUUUGAUAUCCUGCCGCUUAGGAGGACGACCAUUCGAUUGCAUGCAGGAAUUCCAACAAACUCUCUCGAGUUUUGGAUUUUGUUGCACUUUCAACUCUAAUGGAAGGUAUCAUUUCUUUGGAGUUGAUAUGGGUCUGACGCUGACACUCAGAGCCGCAGUUGAUGAUAGGUUCAUCAACAAGAACGAUCAAGACGGGUUUGCGAUUGCUCUCAAUGAGAUACACAACUAUCCGGAUCCACAAUCCGGCGGUGUUACGGUACGUUAUCUGAAAACCGGGCGCAGCACUUAUUUGCCAGUGCGUCCCCAGAUCUUGGAGACUCUCCAGGAGGCCCGUCGCAUCCGGCCCGCCGUGCGUAAAUGCCGUUUUUGGGAUGAGAUGCCGCACAACUUCACUCGCCGCUAUACCUUCAGCAAAUGCAUCUCCGCGUGCCGCGCCCACAGCAUCUACAGCCUGUGCCAGUGCCUGCCCUUUCAGCUACCCAUGCAUUACAUUGGAGGCGCCACGGGACGCCUCUUCUGCACGCUACAGCACAUGCAGUGCCUCAGACACUACACAUUCAAAUGGAUGAAUGUCAUCACCAGUCGCGACUAUGUGCCCGGCCUGGAGCAUGAGAUGGAGGAUGCGCUCUACUGUCCACACUGCCUGCCCUCCUGCAGCGAGAUACGCUACAAUGUGCGUGGCGCCGGAGCUCUGACCCUUCGCAAUCCAUUUGGCAACAUGACCAACGUCCACGACGGCAACAUCAGCAGCCCGGGCAAUAACAAUUAUGGCCAUGACAGCUCCGAGUUGGCCGUUGUGCGUAUUUACUUUGCCGAAACGCACAUUCAAUACUUUCGGCAGAUUAUUAAAAACGACUGGUACGAGAUCUUCAGUACAAUUGGCAACAUCUGCGGCAUCAUAGCGGGCUUCUCAUUGAUUGGCAUCUGCGAGCUGCUAUUUUUCGUAGCCAAACAAUUAUGGCAUGCAUACAAAGCGGAACGGAAGUCGGAGCUCUUUCAUACCCACUGCCAUACCCCACGCCGGUCCCGUGCCCGGACUCGGGCUAAUGGCCGUGCAAAGGCAACUCAGCAGCGGCAGCCAAUGGAGCUCCUCAUACUGCCGUAA
Drosophila navojoa is the source of this 1770-nucleotide messenger RNA. RefSeq names its product DEG/ENaC-family ion channel pickpocket 24 (gene ppk24). Gene Ontology annotation, molecular function: ligand-gated sodium channel activity. Gene Ontology annotation, biological process: sodium ion transmembrane transport. Lineage: Eukaryota; Metazoa; Arthropoda; Insecta; Diptera; Drosophilidae. Gene Ontology annotation, cellular component: plasma membrane. The record is from RefSeq and is a predicted model, not a curated record.